Molecule: messenger RNA, 9192 nt
Organism: Podarcis lilfordi (Lilford's wall lizard)
Lineage: Eukaryota; Metazoa; Chordata; Lepidosauria; Squamata; Lacertidae
Source: the annotation of a GenBank genome assembly
GGGAGGGCCCAGCAGCAAGACCCACAGGCGGAAGAGGCGGCGUCGAGGCCCCGGCCCCGGAAGAAGCGCGCCUUGGUCGCCGGAGCCCAGCAUGGGCCGCAAGAAGAAGCAGAAGCAGGAGUCUCGCGCGGCGGCGCUUCGCAGGGUCGUGACUUUCGACGAGGAGAACCGGCGGUGAGUGCAGGGGAAGCGGGCGGCCAGUUGCUUCUCCCUCCCCGCGCGAGGCGACGGGCGCGGCUUCCCUGCACGCGGUCUCCCACCCAGAAGUGCCUCUCGCCGCGGGAGGCAGCGGGGUUUCGCGCCCGAAGGGCAGCUGCGAAACCCUCGGAAGCAUACCGCGCGAGCACCGCGAUCCGAGGGUCUAGUUCACACGUGCAGCGGGGCGGGGAUGGAGUGGAGUGUGCUUCGACGGGGCGAGGGAAACACAUACAUAGACAGUGGUACCUUGGGUCUCAAACUUAAUACGUUCCAGAAAUCCAUUCCAAAACCAAAGCGUUCCAAAACUAAGGUGCGCUUUCCCAUAAAAAGUAAUGCAAAAUGGAUUAAUCCAUUCCAGACUUUUAAAAACAAACCCUAAAGCAGCAGAACUAUCCAGUAGCACCUUAGAGACCAACUUUCGUGCAUGCACACGAAAGCUUAUACCAAGAGCAAACUUAGUUGGUCUCUAAGGUGCUACUGAAUAAUUUUUUUAAUUUUUUAUAUAUUUCGACUGUGUCAUACCAACACGGCUGCCUACCUGAAUCUAAAGCAGUAAUUUAACAUGAAUUUUGCUAACUAACGAGACCCUUGAUCCAUAAAAUGAAAGCAAUAAACAAUGUACUGCAGUUACACAAUUAAUCAAUCUGGGUUCCACAUAGUCACAAAAACAAAACAAAAAAGCUGCAAAAACAAAUAGCAAAAACAGACCUCAGCAUAGCACUCAAAUCGGAAGUGUGGCACUCAGAAUGGAACACAUUCGGCUUCCGAAAAAUGUUCACAAUUUGGAACACUUAUUUCCAGGUUUGCCGUGUUUGGGUUCCAAGUUGUUUGACUACCAAAGCGUUUGAGAAACCAACGUACCCCUGUACACACACACAGCAUUCCCACAAAGCAAACAAGUAUAAUUAUUAUUUAUUAUUAUUUAUUCAACUUAUAUACCGUCCUAUACCCGGAGGUCUCAGGGCAGUUCACAACAAGACCAUAACAUAUAAAAAUCAAACCAAAAGCAGUAACCUCCCCCCCCAAGCCACAUUCUAAAAGGGUGUUGGAUGUCAAUAAGAUCAACCAAAGGCCUGGUUAAAAAGCAACGUGUUUGCCUGGUGCCUAAAGGUGUAUAACCGGCAAAUAGCUGGACUGAGUUUUAUAAUAAAGUCCAUUCUGCCUAUUUUAUGUAUUUACUGAAUUUCAAUACUGCUCAGGUAUACAAUAUAAAUAUAAAAGUGGACAAUAUAAAACCAUAAGCAUACCAGAGUAAUAAACAAAACACUAAUCCUCUCAUACAGUUUAAAAGGCCAUAGGCUGUGUAAUUAGCCAAAGGCCUGGGAGAAGAGGAAUGUUUUUGCCUGGCGCCUAAAUGUUUUUUAAUGAAUGUGCCAGGCAAGCCUCCCUGGAGAGAGCGUUCCCCAAAUGGGGAGCCACGGCAGAAAAGGCCCACUCCUGUGUUGCCACCCUCCAGACCUCUUGGAGAAGAAGCAUACGAAGAAGGGCCGCAUACAAUGAUUGCAGGGUCCAGGUCAGUCCAUAUGGGGAGAGGUGGUCCUGAGUCGUUCCAAAGCUGUAUAGGUCAAAACCAGCCCUUUGAAUUGGGCCCGGAAACUAAUCGGCAGCCAGUGCUGUCGACUCAGGAGCGGUGUAAUAUGCUCAAACCGUCUUGUCCCUGUGAAUACCCACCUGCCUUCAGGGGCAGCCCUGCGUAUAACGUGUUGCAGUAAUCUAACCUAGAGGUUACUGGAGCAUAGAUAACAGAAGUUAGGCUAUCCCUGUCCAGAUUCUAACUCCUUACAGUGGUAUCUCAGGUUAAGUACUUAAUUCGUUCCGGAGGUCUGUUCUUAACCUGAAACUGUUCUUAACCUGAAGCACCACUUUAGCUAAUGGGGCCUCCCGCUGCCACCGUGCCACCGGAGCACGAUUUCUGUUCUCAUCCUGAAGCAAAGUUCUUAACCCGAGGUACUAUUUCUGGGUUAGCGGAUUCUGGAACCUGAAGCGUAUGUAACCUGAAGUGUAUGUAACCCGAGGUACCACUGUAUUCUGUUGCAUGUGUGCGCCAGACCCUAUAAAGGGAGCUUAGCCCAUGAUGCUGAUGGUUUUGUGCUGUUUGUGGCUUUAUGAGGUGAUUGUGAUUGAGAAAGAUGGCUUUUGAGCUGCUAGGGGGUAGCUGUUCUUCCAGUGUCUCUGACUUGCUCUUUGGUAUAUUUACUCUUCCCAGGGAUUACUUGACAGGGUUCCACAAGCGUAAGGUUGAGAGGAGGAAAGCGGCUGUGGAGGAGAUAAAACGCAAACUGAAAGAUGAGCAAAAGAAGAUGAAGGAAGAGGUAUAUAUUCUGGGUGGGGAGGGAUGUAUUGUCAAAGCAAACACAAUAAAAUAUCAGACCUUUGUCAGCUUUUCCAAUUCUCUGAUGAAGUGUCACUGUAUUAAGUAAUACUGCAUGGUUCGUGAAGCUAUAGUGAAGCAAUGGUUGCCUAGGAACUGUUGAAUGAGUUUCCUUAGAGUUUCCUCCUGGUCAGAAACGGUUUUUGCCAAGAAAUCUGUGGCCCUCUAGAUGUUGCCAGGCUACAACUCCCAUCAUCCCUGACUGAUGGCCAGACCUGAUGGGAGUUGGAGUCCAGCAUUGUUUUGGGGGCCCCAGGUUUCCUAUCCCUGCUGGGAGCCUAUGACCAACAGAAUAGCCUGACAGACAGGAUUUCUCAAGGAACAUGAGAUUCCUACAAUGACUGGUUUGGCCCCCAAAAGAUCAUUUAGGGAGCUGCAUUAUACUGAGCCAGACUAUUGGUCCGGUUAAGUCCGUAUUGUCUACAGGGACUGGUAGCAGCUCUUGAGGGUUUCAGAAUAGGGUUCUGUCCCAUCCUUAUCUGAAGAUGCCCAGGAUUGCACAUGGGAACAUCAGCAUGUAAAGCAGAUACUCUGCAACUGGGCUACAUCCCUUGUUGUUUAUCACACCCUGAUCCUCAUGGCUCUUCCAAAGGUCUCUUUCUAGGCUUGCUCUCCUUUUAUUUUGACUUGGUCAUAACCUCGAGUCUCCUUUCAGUCCUACUUCUCAGAAGCCUGCCUUCCAUUUUCCCUUCGUGCCCUUUAACACCACACAAGAGUAUGCAGAAUUGCACUUGUUCACUAUCCUGACAACCUAUUCCUCCCUGUCUUUCCUACUCAUCAUCUCAUUCUAGACAUGCAGCCCAGACCUGUGUUGGUUUAAAGGUAAAGGUAAAGGGGCCCCUGACCAUUAGGUCCAGUCGUGACCGACUCUGGGGUUGCAGUGCUCAUCUCUCUUUAUUGGCCGAGGGAGCCGGCGUACAGCUUCCGGGUUCUGUGGCCAGCAUGACUAAGCCGCUUCUGGCUAACCAGAGCAGCCCACGGAAACGCCGUUUACCUUCCCACCAGAGUGGUACCUAUUUAUCUACUUGCACUUUGACGUGCUUUCGAACUGCUAGGUUGUGUUUGUUUACUCCACAGUAAAAAAAGCAACAACCCUGGGAUUGCAGGCUUGAUGGACACAGUGUUGUUAUCUGAGAAACUAAAUGCUGGAAUUUCCCCAGAUAGCUGCUGACUUACUACUUGGCUCCAAAGGAGAAGGUGUGAAAGUUCUGGUUUCUGGGAUUUUGGCCGAUGUCUCGGAUGAGACCAAGCCACUGUUUAUCUGAAAGCAUUCUAAUUAUUUGGGGCGUUUCUUUGUUUUUAGAGGCACAAAGAAUACAUGAAGAUGUUGAAAGAGAGAGAAGAAGCCUUGGGUACGUGUCCUUUCUGAAGGUGUAACCGUUAAAGUGGUCUGUGUGUUAUUUAAUGUAUUAAUCCCCUUUUACAUGUGUCACAAGGGAAUUUACAAAUGUCAAGACUGUGGAGAUAGCGGUUCAUUUUGUGCAUCUUUUUGGUUAUGUGUUACUGAUGGACUUUCCCUCUCCUCCAUCUUUAGAAGGAUAGUUAUUGUAUGACGUUGCAGGAAUCCUAGCAAAGAUCAGCCCUCUUGAAUGGCUGAUGGGAUUUGUGGUUCAAAUCACCUGGAGCGUAUUGGUAUAGUUCAUUAGAAUUCUAAAAACCGAGGCAGAAAUAAUCUAGUUACAACAAAAAGUAGUUGGGAGUCUCAAGCGCCUGUGUGUAUGAAGAAACAGAAUAUGUAGCAGUUUGUCUGAGAAGUUCAAACUCAGAAGAGAUUCUGCCCUAAAUUAUCCAUCCGUUACAUUGAAGAUACUGUUUUGACACUUGUGAUUUCUUUGGGUUCCUUAUUUAAUGUUCCCAGAGGAAGCUGAUGAGCUGGAACAACUGGUAACAUCCCAAACGGAGUCUGUGAGCUAUGACCACCCAAACCACACAGUCACUGUUACUACAAUCAGUGACUUGGACCUCUCAGGAGCACGUCUGGUGGGACUAAGCACCAACGAGGUAAUUCCUCUCUACGAGCUUGUAUGUUCAUCCCAAUUCUGUUUUUUUCUACAGGUGUAUAUUUGUUGAUUAACUAACUACUGGAGUUUAGGACUGGCAUCUCUCUUAACUUUUUAACAAUCCCAUCUGUGUGCCACGAAAAAAGGUUGCUGCCCCAAGGAGCCUGCUGCCUAAAAUUCAGCAUAGAGAAGGCAUUGGGGGUGGAAGAAUAUGCAUUCAAUUUGGACCUUGUAGUUGGACUUAAUUUCCAUGGAGCUUCACAGAAAAUGUGUGUUUUUGAAGACUGAAUCUCUGAACCAGCCAAGUUUGAAAAUGUUUCAUUUCAUGAGACGUCUUGUAAGAUAGAAAAGCCAUCUAAGCAUUUUUCAGGGCCGACCGUUUCUCAAGAGAAUAUGCUAUUGCUAAGUAGGAACUGUGUCUCUGUCCAAAGCUGUACUUGGAGAAGUUCAAUAUAAGUGUCUCUUGCCAUAUGCUUUGCAACUCCUGCAGUGCUUGACAAGGGAAAUCCUCAACAUUAGUCACUUGGGAUAAACGUGAACAGCUGGAGGGAGGAGCAUUUUCUGUGCUGAGUCCUUGCCUCUUUUGGUAUCAGCCAGAUUCCCACAAGCUGCUUUUUCAAAGCCCAGCACAAGCUCUGUGCUGUUCAGUCAAAUCUGCUUUUGAUCAGAAUUGUUUUUUCAAAAUAAAAAAAUAGAUCUUUAUAUAAACACAUGGCUUCACAUUCUCUAUUGUAGGCUAGAAUAAAAUGAUGGAGUGAGGAUCUGUUCCUGGAUCUCCCUGGUCCUGCACCAUGCUGACUGUCACAUACGGUGCUCUGUGUAUUUGAAGGAUUUAACAUCCUAGAUCUCAUUAAUACUCACAAUAGCACUGUAUGAUAGGCCAGUAUUAGAGAUGGUGAUGGGAGCUUGCAUAACUGCACAUGGUAUCCUUGAUUUAAACUGAGGUUUCCUGGGUCCAAGGUCACACUGAUAGCCACCACACUUAAUGAAUAUGUGUGAGAGGUUUUUACACCCAUGCUGCAAGUUCUGAUUUACCCUACAAAAGAAAACAAGUCUGAUGCAGUAGCUGAUUUUGAAACUAGCUUAGUAAGUAAGUUACUUGUCAAAUUGACCUGGGUUCCUAUAUGUUUACACUAGCAGUGCCUAGAUUUCUAUGUGGCUCAUAUGCCUCUUUUAUUUUAUUUUUUAGGGAGAAGAUGCUGGAAUGGAAAAAAAAGACGAAGAUGCUUCAAGCAAACCUGCGUGCAUCUUUCCUAAGAAAUCUAGAGAUCCUUUCCUGUCUCAGAGGUAGUUAUGAUUGGUUAACCCUCACCUUUUAACCUUCAAAACCAAGUUCAGAACAUCUGUGGCUCUCCCAAGUGCUGCUGGAACACAACUCAUUUCAUCCCUGACCAUUAGCUAUGCUGGUUGGGGCUGAUGUGAGCUCAGUAUCAGAAGCCCCAUGCCUCUGUAUUCUAGUUAAUUGCACUCAUGCCUUGCUGAUGGGUUUCCCAUAGGGAUCUGGUUUGCUUCUGUGAGAACCAGAUGCUGGACUAUAUGGGCUUUAAUUCUCAUCCACCAGGACUCCUCUUACAUAACUGCAGGGCUAUAGGGGUUUGUUCUCCCUCAGAGAGAUAAUUCUGGGGUUGGAAGAGACCCUCCCCCUUGCUCUUUUUCGCCCACUCACAAGCCGAUCUGUGAACAAACUGUCUUGAAUGUCAGCGGUGUGCCAAGGACCUUGAGUCUUAAGGACAGCCUUGUAAAUAAGUUACGUUGCAAUCCUACUUACCUUGGAUUUGAGCCCCAUUGAGCUACAUACGACUUACUCCUGGGUAGAAAUGGUUAGGUUUGCACUGUUAGUUAUCCAAAACUGCCUCCAUGCUGGUGGGCACAGAGGAGAAAUGCCUUCUUCUGGGGCCGCUGUGGAAGUGCAAGGUUGUAACUUUUCACAGCCUGGUUAAGAAAAAAGGAAAGGAAAGCCUUCUAGCAAACAGUGGUGCAGAGAGGACAAUGCAAAUGGACGGUCUUGCCUUCCUCUGCAACCAGCCCAGAAACCAAACAGAGUGCUGGAGGAGGAAUGGAGAGAUUUGCCUCUCCUCAACCAUCCCACUUACUCACCUGCAUGGAAUUCCUGGUCACCAGUGGCUACUGUGUUGUUAAAUGCAACAUGAGCUCAAUGCUGAAAUACCAUUAUGUAGCAAAAAGGGUUGAUAACCAUGCUGCACCACAAGAGGGCAUUCUCUGCCUUGUCUCAGCGCCAUUCACUCACUUUCUAAAUUUUUAGGAGGCAAGGAAAAAACUAUUGUUGUCCAAGCAGGUAUCUGCAUCACACGUGUUCAUAUAAGAAUGUUUUUAUUCCACCAUUAAUGACAUCGUUUGUGUUGUAAUCUAUCCUUUUUAAAUACUGUAUAUUAGCAAGUGCAUUUUAAAAAAGUCUUGCUGCGUGCAGAGCUCCAGUUCAGGGUUCCAGGAAGCCCGGUUCAUAUUCCUCCCUCUCCCACAUCCUGUCCAAAAUAGUCAGCCAAUGUUCUGUGCCCACUGAACAUGCUCAGUCUUCAUUGGGGCUGGGUGUUGUUGUUGGGGAGUUUUGCCUUUCUCCCGAAGGUGUUUGUUUGUUUGUUUGUGUUUGUUUUGGUGCCUCUGAAGACCUUUUCCAUUCCUGCGUCCAUUUGCUGUCAUAUUGCAAUGGGUUUCCUUAGGAUUAGCACUCGACAAAAGAGGUUGUCAUGGUGGAGGACUGGAUCUAGCCAGGCCUCUUGACUCAGGCUGUUGACUGGGCUGCUGUCCUAUAACAUCAGAUGCUGCUGGGGCUGAUGGGAGUUGCAGUCCAAAACAUAUUGAGAGGACCAGCUUGGCAAAGUUUGGGUUAGCCUGCAGAAAUGGCUUGCACGAGACGUGGCGAUGGCCACCAACUUAGAUGGCUUUCAAAUGCAAUAAGAGCAAUUCACAGAGAACAAGGCUAUCAGUGGCUGUUAGUUACGCCUCUAUACCACCUCCAGAACCAGACGCAGCAUGUGUCUGGAUACCAGUUAGCAGGAAGCAAUAGCAAGAGAAGAUGGUUGCCCUCCUGCCCUGCUUGUAGUCUUCCAGAGGCAUCUGGCUGGCCUGCCACUGUGGGGAAGCAGGAUGCAAGACUAGAUGAGCCUUUGGCCUGGUCCAAUAGGCCUCUGGUUAUGCAGGUCAGAGUUGCCUAGACUGAGGUUGGGGGGAAAGGGGGGUCUGAAGGAGAGAAAAGAGGACUGAUUAAUAUUCCUGGUACAGGGGGAGACUCUGACAGUUUGCAGAGAGAAGGGAGACAUCCAAUGAGGUUUAAUGUUGUUGGACUGCCUAUUCCUGUCACCUUUGUUUAUUGGUUAUGUUGGUUGGGGCUCCAACAACAACUGGAGGGCACCACGUUGGCUAUCCCUCUUCUUUCUACAAGAAGGAGUGGCUAGAAUAUGGCAUUCAGAGCAUAUGGCGCUCCCCAUGUACCAAGUCAGGCCAAUUGGUCCUUGUACAGUCUACACUGGCAGCAUGUAUUGAGCGUGGGUCUUACCUGCUAUCUGAGAUCCCUGGAGAUGCCAGGAUUUGAACCCACGACCCUCCACAUGCCAGCUGUAUGCUCAUACCGCUGAGCUAUGCCUUCUCCCAGGUGAUCUCCCAUCUAGGUAGCAUACAGGGCCAGAUCUGCCUAACUUCAGCAAUAGUUAUGCACCACAUGCCUUCCAAACAGAACAUGCAGCUGUGCCCUGACAAAGGAGAAGCAAGAAAUGGGCGUGGGAAAUGUAGCUGGGGCUGAAGCAGUUUAUAAAUGAAGACUGGGAACUGGUUUGCCUCUGGAAUUCAUUUAUUUGUUCUCCUCCCCGUUACAGGAUUUCUUCACUCACGGCCACACUGCAUUCCCGUAGCCAGAAAAAGACCAAAGGACGGCAGACCAGACACAGCCAAGGAUCAAGGAAGAAAGCCCAGAAGCCAAGUACAGGGCGGACGAGCAAGACCCUGCGCCGAAGAAUGACGGGCAAAGGGAGGCAUUUCCAAGACUGAAGUGAAAACAGUAGCCUGCUAAGUUUUGAGAGCUCUGGCUUACUUGGAAAGCUCAUUUUGUGUCAGCGAUGUCUGUUUCGUUCAGAGUUUCAGUGGAGCUGCAAAACUUUAUUGAAACUAGUUCGUGAGCCAAGGAGUGCUGGACCUUGUUGCUUGGAAAAGUAAAAUAUUUUUGUGCACAAUGGCCUACUUUGACUAAGCAAGUGUGAUUGUUGUGUGUAGGCCCCUUGCUCUGUAACUCCCCACACAAAAGAAAGAAAGAACAGAUGCACUUUUCCCAAGUAUUGAUAACAGCUAAACUGUUAAAUGGUUACGUCUGCAUAGAAGUCCAGGGUCUGUGUCCUUCCUUACUGGGAGUUCUGGUGCUAUGAAUGCUUAGUGAGAGACCACAUAGGCCCCAGGCAAACUUCUUUCUUCUGCCCACAUCAUUUUUUAAUUUUGUUAUAUAAAUGUCUGUUGGGAGGAAACUUUGUAUGCCUUUAUUUCUCACGAACUCUUCUGACACUUGGAUUGUAGGAGAAUCUGCUGGCUACUAUUAUUUAUAGAGCAUCUGCAACAAAGGGCUUUGUAACUUUCUGCUUUACCCUCAUAAAAGAUUUGUGAUAUUCUCAUUUUAGAUGU